CGACGUGCAACAAUUGGAUACGUGCCUUUAUACGUCGUUCGCCUUUCGUGUAGGCCGAUUCUGUUCUUUUCUACUUUGGGUUUUAGUUGUAGUAAUCGCUGUUCGAUGCCCGGGUCGCUGGUUUAUUACGGUAACAUUAUACUUGGUGCGGGCCAUUUAUUUCAAUAGCAAAAUGAUUUUUCUGCUUUAGUGAAGACGAACCUUAGAAAGUUAAAAGUGUUGCAAUUUUAAGUGAAACCUUGAAGUGGUGUACCACCAGAGGAGAUGGUACUUUUGGAUAUAUAAGGUCAUGAAUUCACAAUAUGUCCUCACAUACCCUUACAACCGUCCAGGAAACUGAGUUAGACCUAAUCGACUUCAACGUAGGAUCACCAGUGCUUCCGAGAAGAUCAUCAAUAUCAGAAAUCAAUUUUGAUCCCCACGACCUCAUCGAUUCAGAACUGCCCUUAUUUGAUCCGCAAUUAUAUUCAAAUAAUGAUACCAUUCCGAAACCUAGCGUAGAUGUAGAAGAUAUUUUAAUAGAUAUUGAUGAUUUUGAUCGAGACAGUUUAGAUGAUAAUGGAUCAGAUGAGUUUUUAGAUGUUUGCGAAGGAGUUGAGGGGGAUGAUGACCACGUCUUGGGUGUGGAUAAUUUCGAGGUAUUGCUGGUCUUAAAAAAUCUUGAUGAUCUCCUCAAUGCCACCUUAGAUGAGUCAAGCAAUAUUAGUGACUGCGAACAGACUGAUUUAAAUAAAAACCAAUUAAUAGAUAUUGAUAUAAAAGAAUGUCUAGAAGAUCUCGAUAACUAUCUUGAAGCUAUUGAUACGUCUGAUAACGAUGACUCUGACAGUACUGAUCAGCGAACUGAUGAAGUAACUUCACCGGAAGGGGAAGCGUAUCAUCAGGAAUUAAACGAUGAACAGGCCCGAGUAAAACUGCGGAAAAUCGAGGAAAAUUACUGGAAGUUUUUAACAUCUGGGAUAGUCAAUAGGGGCUAUAUCGACUACGAAAACAAUGGAAACGUUACAGUGGAUGACCGUGUUAUAUGUAGGCCGUCAUCAGCGUGUGCCGCGAUCGACGAUUCAUGUAAUAGGAAAAAACAACGGCGUAGACCCAAGACCAUAAGCGGAAAACAUACAGAAGUGAGACGGUCGAUAAUCAGGCGGCAAUCCCUCAGCGACAACCAUAACGCACCAAACUCCCGGAUAUCCGGACCAGAUGCUACUUCGCCCAUUAGGAACCCCAUUGAACAAUUACCGGUUAACUGCGAGCGCCUUGUCCACGGUGCUUACGCUCCGGAUCACCCUUGCGGAACGGCCAUUGUCGAACCGCAGAACGAGCAAAGUAAAUCGGACAGUUCUUCCACAACGGCGGUUCUUGACGAAACAGAAACGCGCAACAACAGUAGAAAUUCAUGGUUGCGAAAUUCGAUGAGACGCUUGCAACAGUUGAGUUUACCAGUGGUAGAUCGCACGGAGGUCGUACGAAGUGGUGACAGUGAGGGUGAGAGAGCAGUCGGAGUGAGUACUGAAGAGUUGAGGCCUGUGAGUGCACCAUCUAGUUUGUCUUCUUUAAAUAGAUCACAAGUCCCAUCUUUUCGAGGCAGGUCGAAUGUAGCAGCUACUCGGUCUGCCCAACGAAGACCGAGGAGCAGUUCAGCUUCUUCGAGGUCUAGGAGACGAGAAAGUCUUUCUUCCACGGACACGAGCGUCCUUUCCAGCGUAGAUAGUAACAUCAGCCAUAAUAUGCCUCCGUUGCGGGGAACUCCGGAAGAAAACACGGAGAAUACUGAGAGGAAUAGUCAACCGAGUUGCAGACUACCCCAGCAUACGACUGAAUCCACCGAAGUCAACAGAUCGUCAGAGAAAUGGCCCCACGGCAUAAACUCGAUGCUUGCCUGUCUAAGUUGCACCCUGGGCCUCUUCAACAUAUCCCGCUUCGCCAUUCUGACAAUACACUUUGGAGCCAACUUUAUUUUCCAAUUUAUACUUCUCUCGUUGGUUUUCGGACUACCUCUUUUUACUUUACAAAUGUGCCUUGGACAACAACUGGGAACCGGAGUGAUCGACAUGUGGAAGAUAUCCCCGUUGUUUCAGGGCGUAGGCGUAGCGUUACUCGCCACUCAAGCAGCCAUAGGCCUUUAUAGUAUUAUCGGAGUUUCUUGGAUGUUGGUGUAUUUUCGGGAUUCGUUUAAAACCUCUUUGAAUAGAUAUAGAUGGGCUGAGCCUGUUUAUUAUUAUAGAAGAGACGCACAAUCAUUUAAUACCUCCAUAAAAGUGAUCGAGACUGUGCCUGAUUAUUUUAGUAGCGUGGUACUCCAACGGUACCACCUGCAAAACAGUACUGCGAGCGCUAACAUAAGAUUUCAAUCUGCCUUCAAUUUAGCUGUGGUAUGGAUAAUCGUGUUUGUUUCUUUAAGCAAAGGGGUUCGAUCUUAUGGGAAGGUUAUGUGGGUUUUUACAUUUAUACCAGUGAUCGCCACCGUGUUGUUGUGUGGUAAAAUAAUGAAUCUGAUGCCAACAGAAUACGUAGGAAUAUACUUUCCAGAGACCUCUUGGGAAGAAUUCUUUUUAAAUUCUAGAAGUUGGCUGGCUGCGGCACAAGAAACCUUCUUGACGUGGGGAUUAUUGGGAGCAACCACGAUGCAAAUAACGGCUCAGAACAAAUUUAAAAAUUUACUGCGAAGGGACUCCACUUUAGUGGCUGCUCUAACGUUUUUUAUGCUUAUUACGAUGUCGUUAGUGGCAAAUACUUGUACUCAUAUUCUGAAGUCUUCUGGGUAUAGCUACUAUCCAAGUUCUUUUGAACAAAAAUCUUCAUACCAUUUUAUGCGACACAACAGCAACUCAUUUCCACAAUCCAUUUUAAACACCCCAAUCAGAUACAUGCGACAUAACUCGUAUAUCGUUGGAGAGAAGGUCAUUAGGCCCGGGGCAGAUAACAGACAGGAAAGCGGAUAUCAGGCUCUACGACUAGCAACCGAACUUCUACCAGCAAUAUUUGCGACUGUUGAUAGCGAACAACUAACGCCAUUUUGGUCAGUUCUCACGUAUCUUAUUUUUAUAUUAUUUGGCAUUGGGCAGCAACUAGCGAUUUGGCACUGCGUGAUCAACGGAUUUAUUGCUAUCAACGCGAAAGUGUUAAAAAAAUGGCAGUCGACAAUUACGUUUUUUUCUUGUGCUGUUAGUUUUGUUUUGGCGCUACCAUUAACAACAGAGAUGGGAAUAUACGUCCUUUAUUUCAUGGAUUACACCAUAGGAAGUAUUUGGUGGUUGGCUAUUGUGCUAAUUUUACAAAUAAUGGCAGUAUUCCUAAUAAGAGGCAGACCUUAUAGUGGAGAUACGAUCGUAACAGCUUUAUUUAACCCUAACAGUCAUAGCUGCCUCAUCAGCUGGGCACCACCUUUGUUAUCUUUUACUUGGAAUGUUGUGCUUCCUGUAGCACUAAUAGUGUUAUGCAUAGGCACGUUUAAGAACGGAAACUUCAGAGAAAUGUUCAUUUGGCAUCAUCCAACUUUCACCGAUUAUUGGCCUCUUUGGGCCAGACAAUUAGGAUCAAUAUUGCAGCUUUUACCUAUUCUUUGCGUUCCGUUUGUUGCGGUCAUUCAAAGUUAUCGAUAUUUGAAUAAUGGACCUUCGGAUAUUUUGGAUGAGCCGGACGAUCCGUCUACACAUCGUAUUCAGCUACUUUACCGUCCUCCAAUCGGCGAGCACAUGGAACCCACCCCCACGGCAACCACAGAACAAAAUCCCGCUCCACCACCAGACCCUCCGCCAAAAUACACUCCACCACCGAGCUACACCACCGCCACCGGAGCCGGACUAAUAAAAAUCCUACGGCAAAGCAUUCGAAGAAGCACCCGCAGAAUCGCCCAUCUCCUCGGCGAAAGAAAUUUACAAUCAACUUCUCGGCAACGUCCUCCUCUUCAAAACGUAACGGAGCCUCCACCGCCCGAUUACAGUUCCGUAUCCAUAGAAAUGAACGCAGCUAGUUCAACCACUAGUACUCCCACAAGAGUAUCUACUUUAGAACGUCUCAGGAGUUUACAAUCUUCUCCAAACGCUUUGACAGCUGCAGAUGUGGCUUCGAUUUUAAGAAGUAGUUUUAGAAGGAGUCGUAUACGAUCGCCUGCCAGAAAUCUUCCCGCAGGGAGUAAUGAUAGAUUCCCUGAUACCGCAGGAGUGUGUUCUAGCGCGGAGUUUUUAGUCGAAACUGCCGCGCCAAUUGGCGAGACUUCUUUGGUGGUCGAGCAGGAGGGCAGGAGUUAGUCGUAUGGGAGCAAUAUGAGAUCUUGUCUGUGAUAUCGUAUGUUUUUUCAGUCGGAUUUAGUAGUGGUCUUUUAUUAUUUUUUUAUAUGAACCCUUCUUUUUAAUUAUGAUAACUGUAUGUUAAGUGAUGCUUUUUAAUAUUGUAUUUUCGUUUUUAACUGUCUGUUAACGUGUGUGCUGAAAAAAUAAUAAAUUAUUAAGAAUAUUAUAGCUGUAA
Anthonomus grandis grandis is the source of this 4464-nucleotide messenger RNA. RefSeq names its product sodium-dependent transporter bedraggled (gene bdg). The transcript has 15 exons. The coding region runs from base 303 to 4247 and encodes 1314 amino acids. The record is from RefSeq and is a predicted model, not a curated record. Gene Ontology annotation, biological process: sodium ion transmembrane transport. NCBI's taxonomy places the organism in Eukaryota, Metazoa, Arthropoda, Insecta, Coleoptera, Curculionidae. Gene Ontology annotation, cellular component: membrane.